AUGGUUCCGUGCGGUGAAAUCCCCGUUCCGAUGGCUCCCAAAGGCGCAUCUUACAUAGCUAGCGUCUCAUUGCUGGUUCAGCUGGUUAUGCUAGCGAUCGCUCUUUUGGUGGGCCACGGUCUUAGACGGAAGAAAAUAGUUAUAAUCCCUGAAGCUGGCGCAGCGUUAGCCUUUGGUGUGCUAGUAGGGCUGGUUGUGAAGUUCCUUCGCCAUGGUUCGGAGUUCCGGGAAUGGAUUAACUUCAACAAUAACUUCUUCUUCUAUUUCCUGCUACCGCCGAUAAUAUUAUAUCCUUUUCACGUCUCGGGAUGGAGCUUGAAGACGAAACCAUUCUUUAACAACUUUGGAGCAAUUUGUACAUUCGCAUUUGCUGGGACGCUCAUAUCGACCUUGGUGGUGGGAUGCUUCAUGUAUUUUGUUGGACUAUUGCAUGCUGCUCACGCCAUGCCUAUUAUGGUGUGCCUUGCCUUUGGAGCCUUAAUAUCAGCAACUGAUCCAGUAUCGGUUCUUGCAGUUUUCCAGGAAUUGGGUGUUGACCGCACCCUUUACGCUCAAGUAUUUGGAGAAUCUGUGCUCAAUGAUGCAGUCGCAAUUGUACUCUACAGGACCAUGUUGUCAUUUGUGACAACCAAGGUUGACGGCAGGGGAAUAUGGUUUGCUAUUUCUUUUUUCUUAGCCAAUUUCAUUGGUUCGUUCUCGAUAGGAGUGAUUUUGGGCUUGUUGAGUGCCCUUGUCUUCAAGCAUUGCGGUUUUGAAGAUGAUGGUCUCGCUUUGUUGCAAGCCUGCCUGCUUUCACUAUUCCCCUAUAUGGCGUACAUGCUCGCUGAUGCCUUUGAAUUAUCUGGUAUCGUUGCCAUCCUUUUCGCGGGAAUGACAAUGAGAUACUACACAGCUCCACAUCUGAAUGAGAAGGCGUUGGCCACAACAAGUAGCUUCUUCUCCAUCCUUGCAAAGUUAUCCGAAACUUUCGUCUUUAUAUACAUGGGAGUCGCGGUGUUCUUGGAGAAACAAAGUUGGAGAAGCUACAGAUUUACUCUGUUUGCUAUCUUUGCUAUUCUUAUUGCAAGGGUGUUCAACAUAUAUCCCCUCGCAUACAUUGUCAAUGCUUUUCGCCAGAAGCAAAGCAGAAUACCAAUGAAUCAUCAGCAUGCAUUGUGGUUCAGCGGGCUUCGUGGAGCCAUGGCCUUUGCCCUCGCACUGCAAUCUAUUACUGAUCUUCCUGAUGAAUAUGGCCGCGUUAUUUUGACGUCAACAUUGUUAACGAUCGCUUUCACUGUGUUGUUUAUUGGUGGUGCGACAUCCCACAUGCUUUCGUGGCUUAAGAUCGAAUGCAGUGGGGUCCGAAGUGAACACGAUGAUCAGGAUACGCAGACGCAGGAGAUACUGGUAGCUCAAACACCUGAAAAACCUCAAAGCAAUUUGAAGAAGAAGUUUCAGCAGCUGAAGGAGAAGGCUAGCUUCGCUUCAAUCGACAAGAACUUUUUGACUCCAGUUUUUGCAACACCGUCCCGUUCACAUCCGCGUCUUGCGGAGCUGGAUCAGAACAGUACGCCUCCGCAACCACAUCGUCCAAGUUCUUCUUCAGUUGAUGGGACAGAAAGGAGGGCAGUGGAAAUCGAGCUUGCUCCAGUGGAUGAAUUGUUCCCAGUUGAUGAUGAUAGUAUGGCCGUUCCCCUGACUACUGCGCUUUCAUUACCCCUGGAAGGAGGGCACCUCAGCAGGCGUGCUAGUUUCAAUAGCCAGCAAGGAGGAUGA
Molecule: messenger RNA, 1755 nt
Organism: Closterium sp. Yama58-4
Lineage: Eukaryota; Viridiplantae; Streptophyta; Zygnematophyceae; Desmidiales; Closteriaceae
Source: the annotation of a GenBank genome assembly